Messenger RNA from Phaethon lepturus (White-tailed tropicbird), 834 nucleotides. RefSeq names its product tyrosine-protein kinase transmembrane receptor ROR2-like. The annotation marks the transcript as partial. Gene Ontology annotation, molecular function: endopeptidase activity; signaling receptor binding. The record is from RefSeq and is a predicted model, not a curated record. The transcript is spliced from 5 exons. NCBI's taxonomy places the organism in Eukaryota, Metazoa, Chordata, Aves, Phaethontiformes, Phaethontidae.
AUGGGUGACCAAAACAGAGAAGAUUACCAUGAAGACGGGUUCUGUCAGCCAUACAGGGGAAUUGCGUGUGCACGGAUCAUUGGAAACAGGACCAUUUAUGUGGAUUCCCUACAGAUGCAAGGGGAAAUUGAAAACCGCAUUACUGCUGCAUUUACCAUGAUUGGCACUUCCACACAUUUGUCUGAUCAGUGCUCACAGUUUGCUAUACCAUCCUUCUGCCACUUUGUCUUUCCCCUGUGUGACGAGCGCUCUCGGACCCCUAAGCCACGGGAGCUGUGCCGGGAUGAAUGUGAAGUUCUGGAGAAUGAUCUCUGUAGGCAGGAGUACAACAUCGCUAGGUCAAACCCGCUCAUCUUGAUGCAACUACAGUUGCCGAAGUGUGAGGAUCUCCCACGACCUGACACAUUGGAAGCUGCCAACUGCAUAAGGAUAGGGAUCCCCGUGGAGAGACUCAGCCGAUAUCAUCAGUGCUACAACGGUUCUGGAGCAGACUACAGAGGGAUGGUCAGCGUUACCAAGUCUGGACACACUUGCCAACUCUGGGACUCCCAGAGUCCCCAUAGCCAUGAUCUGACAAGCACACAGUUUCCAGAGCUAGGUGGAGGACAUGCGUAUUGCCGAAAUCCUGGAGGUCCACGUGACAACAGUAAAAUGGGAAUCCUCUACAUCCUGGUUCCCAGCAUAGCUAUCCCUCUGGUUAUCGCCUGCCUUUUCUUCCUGGUCUGUAUGUGCAGAAACAAGCAGAAGGCAUCUGCUGCUACACCACAGCGCCGCCAGCUGAUGGCAUCUCCUAGCCAGGACAUGGAGAUGCCACUCAUUAAUCAACACAAACAG